CAGUCAGGCGCGAGGGGGCGGGGGGAAAGCGUGAGAACACAAAAUAGCUGCGGUGGUCGGCGGUGACGUAAAAAGGCAGCGCCGUACUUCUGUGCGUACAACUUCCGCCGGAGGGAAUACUCGCCCUUCGCAGGCAUGGUGCGCGGCAGUUGCGUGUUGUACAGAAAGUAUGGAAACUUCAUUGAUAACCUGAGACUCUUCACCAAGGGAGGAAGUGGUGGAAUGGGCUACCCUCGCUUAGGUGGAGAAGGUGGAAAAGGUGGUGAUGUCUGGGUUGUAGCCCAUAAUAAAAUGACUUUAAAACAACUUAAGGAUAAAUAUCCUCAGAAACGGUUUGUGGCUGGAGAAGGAGCAAACAGUCGAGUUAGUGCACUGAAAGGCUCCAAAGGAAAAGACUGUGAAAUUCCUGUACCUGUGGGUGUUUCAGUGACUGAUAAAAAUGGUAAAGUUAUAGGAGAACUCAAUAAAGAGAAAGACAGAAUUUUGGUAGCUGAAGGAGGUCUUGGUGGUAAAUUACUUACAAAUUUCUUACCGUUGAAAGGCCAGAAGCGAGUAAUUCACCUUGAUCUAAAACUUAUAGCUGAUAUAGGCCUGGUGGGAUUCCCAAAUGCUGGAAAAUCCUCUUUGCUAAGUAAGAUUUCUCAUGCAAAACCUGCAAUUGCAGAUUAUGCAUUUACAACAAUAAAGCCUGAACUUGGAAAAAUUAUGUACAGUGAUUUUAAACAGAUAUCUGUAGCUGAUCUUCCUGGUUUAAUAGAAGGAGCACAUAUGAACAAAGGAAUGGGCCACAAAUUCCUCAAGCAUAUAGAAAGAACUAAACAACUGCUUUUUGUUGUUGAUAUUUCUGGAUUUCGGCUUUCUUCCCAAACUCAUUACAGAACUGCUUUUGAAACCAUAAUACUGCUUUCAAAAGAGUUAGAAUUGUACAAAGAGGAACUUCAGACAAAACCUGCACUCCUAGCAGUAAAUAAAAUGGACUUGCCAGAUGCACAGGAUAAAUUCCAUGUACUGAUGAACCAACUCCAGAAUCCUAAAGAAUUUUUGCAUUUAUUUGAAAAAAGCAUGAUUCCAGAGAGGACUGUGGAAUUCCAACAAAUCAUCCCCAUCUCUGCAAUUACUGGAGAAGGAAUUGAUGAACUAAAGAACUGUAUAAGGAAAUCUCUGGAUGAACACGCCAACCAGGAAAAUGAUGCAUAUCAUAAGAAGCAGUUGCUUAAUCUACAUAUUUCCAAUACAGUAUCUUAUAGUGAGCCACCAUCAAAGAAUGCUGUUUCGAGUCCUAGAAUGGAUAUAACUUAAAUGUAUUAAAAGUGAUACUGAAAUUGUGUUCAUUUGAAAGCUCUUUGACGAACAUUUUUUAGAAUGUUGGUUGUCACUAACCUGCUGUAUAAACUAUCAUUCAAGAACCAUAUUUUUAAAGAUGUUUAGUUAAGUUUAUCAACAGAUAAAAAAAUAACUGAGAGUUAAAAAUGACAGUUUAUAAUAUUAUGGUCAUCCACCUGUAAUAACAUCCUAUAGUAUUCUAUAUGUAUGUCUCUAGUGAGAUAAUUUUUAAGGUUAUAAAAAAGGAUUCCUUAAGAGCAACUAGGUUUUAUUUCUGUUUUUGAGUUUGUCAUUACCUGGUUCUCCUAAAUUUGUACUAGUUCUCUUUUUUUUGAAAAACCUCAAACUCCUGAAUUUGAACAUAUUCACUGAUAAUAAAGAUCACUGAUAAUCAGCA
Messenger RNA from Cervus elaphus (red deer), 1720 nucleotides. RefSeq names its product GTP binding protein 10 (gene GTPBP10). The record is from RefSeq and is a predicted model, not a curated record. Gene Ontology annotation, cellular component: mitochondrion. The transcript is spliced from 10 exons. Lineage: Eukaryota; Metazoa; Chordata; Mammalia; Artiodactyla; Cervidae. Bases 136 to 1299 code for a protein of 387 amino acids. Gene Ontology annotation, molecular function: GTPase activity; GTP binding; magnesium ion binding.